AAUAUUCUUAUUGGUGCAAAUCUAACAGCCGUCCAAUGAGAGCACAGCUUUUUGUAAUGUGUACUGAGUUUUUGUGUUUAGUUUUAUGCCUUUACCCGGUAAGUUUAUGUUCUAUAUACGUUAUAUGGAGAAGAGCUUCACCCUCACCCUGAUACUUCUGAGCAUGCCUGGAGUGUACUCUGACAGUCACUCUCUACGUUACGUGUACACGGGGGUCACAACUCCAGGAUACGGAAUGUCGGAGUUCUCCAAAUUUGGAUACGUGGAUGACCAGCUGCUGGAGUUCUACACUACUGAUAUCGGCAGAACCGUUCCUGUGGCUUCGUGGUGGAAGAAGGAGAACCCCGAGCUAUGGGAGAAGAAGACAAGGACGAGCAAAGCAAACGUGGCUUUAUUCAGACACGAAGUGAAGUUCAUGAUGAAGAGAUUCAACCACACUGAAGGUGCGAUCGGUCUCCAUGUUGUGCAGGUGAUGCACACCUGUGGUCUUAGAGAUGACGGCAGCACUGUAGGGGAUGAGCAAUUCCAAUAUGACGGGAGAGAGUACAUGUAUCUGGACGUACAGACAGCAACGUAUUUCCCUUCAAUGGCCGAGGCCCAGAUCACCACAGAGAGGUGGAACCGCCCAGAUAUAAGAGCAGGCGUGGGAAUCAGUAACUACCUGGUGAAUGAAUGCAUCGAAAGGCUGAGGAGAUACAUAGUGAAAGGGAGAGAAGAUCUAGAGCGACGAGUCCGGCCAGGGGUGAAGGUCACAGGUCUGGAAUCGGGAAAGGUCACAAAGCUUCACUGUUGGGUGUAUGGAUUCCAUCCCCGAGCGGUAGAUGUGAAGUGGAUGAAGAAUAAAGUAGAUGAUGUCCCCACAUACGAUGCCACACGUAUCCUUCCCAAUCCUGACGGCACCUAUCAGAUCAGGGUGACCGCAGAAGUGAUACCUCAAGAGGGAAAUAGUUACUCCUGUUACGUGGAUCACAGCAGCCUGGAGGAGCCGCUUUAUGUGAAGUGGGAACCAAGGCAGCACUCCGCACCAGCUGUGAUCAUCAGUGUGGUAGUUUUCAUCAUUCUUUUGCUCUCAUUUGUCAUUGCUGGGGUCCUUAUAUACAAAAAAAAGAAUGACACUUACACAGCAGCCAGAACUUUGGACACAUCGCCUGACACCAGUCAUCAAGUGAAUGAGGAAGCCUGCUCCUUAUGAUGGGGUAUGCAGAAGGAGAAAUGAUUUGGCAUUAAAGGGGUAUUCCAGCUCCGAGGGAAUAAGUGUCUGAUUGUGGGGGGUCUGACAAUCGUAGAUCAAAAAAUUCCUGUGACAAUGAAUUUUUUUUAUACAUCUUUUUAGCAGCUGGAUACAUGACUACUAAAACAGUGUUUCCCAUCUAGUGUGCCCCCAGCUAUUGCAAACAACAACUCCCAGGAUGCCCAGACAGCCUUUAGCUUUCCGGCCAUGCUGGGAGUUAUAGUUUUGCAAAAGCUGGAUGCACACUGUUUCGGAAACACUGUGUUAAGGCAUGCAUUAAUAAAUUAUUCAGAGCAGAAUUUUAAACCUUUUUAGACAAAACAAAAAAUGGAGGGUAUUUAUUUAUUUAAAGGGUCACAGGAUUUAUGCAUUUAUUUUUUGUUCCGGUUUUUGAAAUUCCAGUGUUCAUAACGUUCCAAUUUUUUUUAAUUGUUAUGUUGCUGUAUAAAAUUUUGUUUAUUCUUUGUGGGACUAGUUGCCCUUUUUUGUACCAUUUUGGGUAUGUAUAGUUUUACUGGUAAAUUUAUAUUAUAAAAAUUUUUGAAAGAAAUACAUAAAAAAGUUAUUUGACUUUACUUUUUAGGGCAUUUAUCUUUUAAGUAACUAAUAUGUAAUAAAAUGUA
This is a messenger RNA of Hyla sarda, 1854 nucleotides long. Its product is annotated as BOLA class I histocompatibility antigen, alpha chain BL3-7-like. The transcript is spliced from 7 exons. Gene Ontology annotation, biological process: immune response. The coding region runs from base 86 to 1192 and encodes 368 amino acids. Gene Ontology annotation, cellular component: external side of plasma membrane. The record is from RefSeq and is a predicted model, not a curated record. NCBI's taxonomy places the organism in Eukaryota, Metazoa, Chordata, Amphibia, Anura, Hylidae.